Hirundo rustica (Barn swallow) is the source of this 782-nucleotide messenger RNA. Its product is annotated as NAD(P)(+)--arginine ADP-ribosyltransferase 2-like. The record is from RefSeq and is a predicted model, not a curated record. Lineage: Eukaryota; Metazoa; Chordata; Aves; Passeriformes; Hirundinidae. The transcript has a single exon. Gene Ontology annotation, molecular function: NAD+ poly-ADP-ribosyltransferase activity; NAD+-protein-arginine ADP-ribosyltransferase activity. The coding region runs from base 33 to 782 and encodes 249 amino acids.
UCCCACACCACUCCUGGUGGCCUCUCCCCUCCAUGGCCCCCCUGGCUCACGCCCUGGCACUGCUGGCAAUGGCCGUGGCCGCUGCGGCCAUUGAUGUGGUGCCCCUGGACAUGGCCUGGGAGUCCUUCGAUGACCAGUAUCGGGGCUGCGGCCCUGCCAUGACCGCGGCCUUGCCGGCCCUCAGACUCUCCGAGUUCCAGAAGAAUCCUCUGUUCACCCGGCUCUGGGUGAAGGCUGCGGCUGAGUGGCGCAAGCGGGGCUUCCGUGUGUCCCCUCUGUCGUCCCCAGCCCAGGCCAUCGCUGUCAUGGCUUACUCGAGCAAGGACGUGCACCAGCAGUUCAACGAGGCCGUGCGCAGGGCUGGGCGCUCCCCCCAGGAAUACCGAAAGAACUUCCACUUCAAAACGUUGCAUUUCCUGCUGACCCAUGCCCUGCAGAAGCUGAGGCAGGCUCAGAACCCGCAGUGCCGCAACGUGUUCUGGGGCGUUCCUGGCACUCAUUUCCAAGCGCGGCGUGGCCAGGCGGUCCGGUUUGGUCAUUUCACAUCAAUGUUUCCGCGUAAAGAGAUUGCUCAGAAAUUUGGGACAGACACUAUAUUCCAGGUGGUCACAUGCCAAGGCGUGGACAUCCGGGCUUUCUCCAUGUAUCCAAUGAAGCAGGAGGUUCUGAUCCCACCAUACGAAACCUUUGAGGUCACCCAAGUCAUCUGGGAUGGGAAGACUACAUGGAUCCGGCUCCGCUCCACCGGGACCUACAGCAAAUACAACUGCGAGUGGCUGUAA